AUGCCUUUCCUCGAACUCGGAUACAAACGCCUCCACUACUCAGAUCUGAAACCGCAAGAUGGAAAUGCUCGCGAGACAUUCAUCUUCAUGCACGGGCUGGGCUCUUCGCAGAAUUACUACUCUGCGGUAACUCAGAGCCUGGUUGCAAACGGAUUCCGUUGCAUCACCUUUGACAAUACGGGAGCAGGACGAUCAACAUACACGUUUGUCGAGCAGAGUAUUGAGACUCUGGCAGAAGAUACUAUAGGGGUUUUGGACGUGUUGAAAGUCGAGAAAGCUGUGUUCGUCGGACACAGUAUGGGAGGUAUCGUAGGCGCACACCUCGCGGCUGAGCGAAGCGACCGCAUCGUAGCAGCUGUGUUGAUCGGCCCAGUCUAUCCAAACCCAGCCUCAGGCCCUCGCUUCCAAGAACGGAUAGAAAACGUGACAAAAAACGGUAUGCAACCCAUGGCCGACACCAUCCCCCAAGCUGCAGUCGGAAAGAAGGCGUCUCCACUUGUCAAAGCAAUGAUCCGCGAGUUGCUGCUGGCACAGGAUCCAGCGGGAUAUAUAUCCAACUGCCGAGUCAUUGUCAAUGCAAAGCCGCCCAGGUACAGCAAGAUCAGCGUGCCUGUACUUAUUCUCGCUGGUGACGAGGAUAUGAGUGCGCCGCUCGAAGGGUGUAAGAAGAUGUUUGACGAGAUGCAGCAUGGUGAGAAGAAGUUGGAGGUCAUGAAGGGAAUUGGGCAUUGGCACUGUCUUGAAGCGUUUGACGAGGUCGCGAAAUUGAUAGAGGGAUUUUAUCAUGAGAUACAGUAG
This is a messenger RNA of Alternaria arborescens, 798 nucleotides long. RefSeq lists its product as hypothetical. NCBI's taxonomy places the organism in Eukaryota, Fungi, Ascomycota, Dothideomycetes, Pleosporales, Pleosporaceae. The transcript is spliced from 2 exons. The record is from RefSeq and is a predicted model, not a curated record. Bases 1 to 798 code for a protein of 265 amino acids.